AUGACACAAGAAAAUGGGACUGAAGUCAAGGGCUUCUAUCUUCUGGGUUUUGGAGUCCAGCACAACAUUCAGUCUGUCCUCUUCAUUGUGUUUCUUGUCAUCUACAUGACAUCCAUGGUGGGUAACUCUGGGAUGAUCCUCCUCAUCAACACAGACUCCAGACUUCAGACUCCCAUGUACUUCUUCCUGCAACAUCUGGCUUUCGUUGACAUCUGUUACACAUCUGCCAUCACCCCCAAGAUGCUGCAGAACUUCACGGUAGAAGACAGAUCCAUAUCAUCUGGAGGGUGUGUGCUGCAGUUACUGAUCUACGCAACAUGAGCUACUUGCGACUGCUACCUGCUGGCAGCUAUGGCAGUGGAUCGCUACGCUGCCAUCUGCAACCCACUUCAUUAUCCCAUACUCAUGUCGCGAAAAGUCUGCAUCUGGAUGGUAGCCGGUUCCUAUCUCAUCGGAUCAAUAAAUUCUUCAGUACACACAGGCUUUACAUUUUCAUUGUCAUACUGUAAAUCUAAUCACGUCAAUCACUUUUUCUGUGACGUCCCCCCAAUUAUUAGCCUUUCGUGCUCCAACACUGACACCAACGUCAGGCUUCUUGUUAUCUUUGUCGGAUUCAACCUGGUGUUCACUGUGUUGGUCGUCAUCUUCUCCUACAUGUACAUCAUGGCCGCCAUCCUAAAGAUGUCCUCUGCUGCAGGGAGGAAGAAAACCUUCUCCACAUGUGCCUCCCACCUGACAGCAGUCUCCAUUUUCUACGGAACCCUGGCUUACAUGUACUUACAACCUCAUUCUGACCGUUCUGAGGAGAAGAUGAAAGUGGCCUCUGUGUUUUAUGGCAUUGUGAUUCCCAUGUUGAACCCUCUGAUCUACAGCUUGAGGAACAAGGAAGUAAAAGAUGCUAUAAAAGCCACAGGGAAAAAGUUCUUCAGAUUUGAUUCAUGA
Messenger RNA from Psammomys obesus (fat sand rat), 942 nucleotides. RefSeq names its product olfactory receptor 5AK2-like. Gene Ontology annotation, biological process: sensory perception of smell; G protein-coupled receptor signaling pathway. The transcript has a single exon. Gene Ontology annotation, molecular function: olfactory receptor activity; G protein-coupled receptor activity; odorant binding. NCBI's taxonomy places the organism in Eukaryota, Metazoa, Chordata, Mammalia, Rodentia, Muridae. The record is from RefSeq and is a predicted model, not a curated record. Gene Ontology annotation, cellular component: membrane.